Molecule: messenger RNA, 2286 nt
Organism: Engraulis encrasicolus (European anchovy)
Lineage: Eukaryota; Metazoa; Chordata; Actinopteri; Clupeiformes; Engraulidae
Product: extracellular calcium-sensing receptor-like
Exons: 6
Coding region: 16-2286 (756 amino acids)
Biological process (GO): G protein-coupled receptor signaling pathway
Cellular component (GO): plasma membrane
Molecular function (GO): G protein-coupled receptor activity
Source: RefSeq, a predicted model, not a curated record
CGUUUUGCUCAGACGAUGAUCUUUACCAUCGAGGAGAUCAACAGGAUCGGAACGCUGCUGCCCAACGUCACCAUUGGCUACAGGAUCUAUGACAACUGCGGCUCCAGACUGUCGUCCAUGAGGGCCGUGAUGGCUCUCAUGAACGGCCACGAGCCCACGGCCGAGGAGCCUUGCACAGGGCAGUCAGCUGUUCAUGCCAUUAUCGGAGAGUCCGAGUCCUCCUCCACCAUCAUACUUACCAGAACAACCGGACCCUUCAAAAUACCAGUGAUCAGCCACUCGGCCACUUGUGAGUGUCUAAGCAGCAGGAGGGAGUACCCUUCCUUCUUCAGGACUAUUGCCAGCGACUACUACCAAAGCAGAGCUCUGGCACAGCUGGUCAAGCACUUUGGCUGGACGUGGGUCGGAGCCGUGAACAGUGACAGUGACUACGGCAACAACGGCAUGUCCAUCUUCCUGACGGCCGCGGAGGAAGAGGGCAUAUGCGUGGAGUACUCUGAGAAAUUUCACCGCAGCGAGCCCGGCAAGCUGCUGAAAGUGGUGGACGUUAUCCGAAAGGGUUCGGCCAAAGUGAUAGUGGCCUUUCUUGCGCACGUCGAGAUGAACAACUUGUUGGAGCAGCUCACGCUCCAGAACAUUACUGGCUUGCAGAUGAUCGGCGUGGAGGCCUGGAUAACUGCAGACAGCCUGAUCACCCCAUCCAGCUUCAGCAUCUUAGGUGGCUCACUCGGGUUUGCGGUGGGGAAAGCCAACUUGAGUGGCUUUGACGAAUUUGUGAAACACUUUUGGGACGACACUUUCCACUGCCCGGAGAUCGCGCCGCCUUCACAAGAUGUGGAGCGUUGCGGCAAAUACCAAGAUCUUCUUGAGUGGAGGCACUAUAACGAUGACGUACCCGAGCUCAGAUAUUCCAGCAACAUCUACAAAGCGAUUUAUGCGGUGGCUCAUUCGAUGCGCAGCCUUCUGAACUGCAGGGCGAAUGUUGGAUGUGAAAAAGUAUUGCAAACUGAGCCACAGAAGGUAGUCGAGUCUCUUAAAACAGUAAAUUUCACUCUGAAGACCAACGAGCGGGUGUGGUUUGACAAGACAGGAGCGGCGGCAGCCAGGUACGAGGUGGUUAACUGGCAGCGGGGGCCAGAUGGAAGAGUGCAGUUUAAACCAGUGGGCCACUACGACGUCUCGCUUCCACCUGGCCAUCGCUUCGUCCUCAGCGAAGACAACAUCGUAUGGCCCGGGGCCUCUGCCCAGAGGCCUGUGUCUGUGUGCAGUGAGAGCUGUCCCCCAGGGACCAGGAAGGCCCAACAGAAAGGAAAACCCAUAUGCUGCUAUGACUGUAUACCGUGUGGAGAGGGAGAAAUCAGCAAUGAGACAGAUUCUAAUAACUGCGAACCUUGCCCAGGACAGUACUGGCCAAAUCCUGGCAGAGAUAAAUGCAUACUAAAGCCUGUAGAGUUUCUCUUAUUCACUGAGGUUAUGGGAAUUGUGUUAGUGUUUUUCUCCCUCCUUGGUGUCUUGUUAACUCUCAUCACUGCUGUAAUCUUUAUGAUGCAGAAGGACACACCCAUAGUGAAAGCAAACAACUCAGAGCUGAGCUUCCUACUGCUCUUCUCCCUGACUCUCUGCUUCCUCUGUUCUCUUACUUUCAUUGGUCGACCCUCUGAGUGGUCCUGCAUGUUGCGUCACACAGCGUUUGGGAUCACCUUUGUUCUCUGCAUCUCCUGUGUUCUGGGGAAAACGAUAGUGGUGUUAAUGGCCUUCAGAGCCACUCUUCCAGGCAGUAAUGUCAUGAAGUGGUUUGGGCCUCUGCAACAGAGACUCAGCGUUCUUGGCUUCACUCUCAUACAAGUCCUCAUAUGUGUGCUCUGGUUGACCAUAUCACCUCCUUUCCCUUACAAGAACAUGACUCUUUUCAAAGAUAAAAUCAUCCUUGAAUGUGAUGUGGGUUCAGCCAUUGGAUUUUGGGCCAUAUUGGGCUAUAUCGGACUACUUGCUCUGUUGUGUUUCAUCCUGGCUUUUUUGGCUCGCAAACUACCAGAUAACUUCAACGAGGCCAAAUUCAUCACAUUCAGUAUGCUGAUAUUCUGUGCAGUCUGGAUCACUUUUAUUCCAGCUUAUGUCAGCUCUCCUGGUAAAUUUACUGUAGCAGUAGAAAUCUUUGCCAUACUGGCCUCUAGUUUUGGUAUGCUAUUUUGUAUAUUUGCUCCAAAGUGUUAUAUCAUUUUAAUUAGACCAGAGUUAAACACAAAGAAGCAUAUGAUGGGUAAAAUGCCCUCAAAGUCUCUGUAA